GGAUGAAUUGUCGCGCGACAAUAGCAACGAUGACGUGUUGUUAGCAUUGCAAGCUUAUUGAUUACGUAUUGCUCCCAAGUGGCAAUCCCUAAGUGUUAAAGAUCCAUUCUGACCAUGUGAAAAAGCUGCUAUUUCCCACCCGAUCCGCGACGAUCAACCCUUGCGCGUCGUUUCCUUUGCUCCGCCGCCGAGCGUUGCCAUCGCAAAUCCGAAGGCCGUCAACAGGAGCUAUUCCCGACCGCUACCCUAACGCACAAAGCCUGUGCCUCCUGCGACCUAUAUCAAGCUCGGGACGCUUGUGAACACGCCACGUGACGACAGCCCUUCUGCAGCCCCCUUACCGACUUCCUGCCAGCGUGCGAGACCUGAGGCGCAACGGUCUCAGAACGGAAUUACGACGCCCUCUGACUUCGCUUACGCAGCCAUCCUGGCUUGAAACGAGUGUUUACAAGAUGGCUGCAAGGCCUGCUACUCCGGCAUCGCCAAAAAACCACAAAGUGAAAGCGCCCCAACCAGGGCAGCCCAUGUAUGGCUGUGAACACCUACAGCGGCUGUUCAACCAAGGACAAGCGGCUACAGAUACAUCCAUCCAACAUUACAAGGCGAUCCUACGAAGCAUCUUCGACACUACGCCGCUCAUCUCGCAGACAGCGAAGUUGACCGAAGGUCCGACCGUCACGUCGCUCACCGCGACGUACCUGUGCUUACAAUGCCCCUCCACGCUCACAGAAGAGGACCGGGCAAGGCACGGCGCUAAGAAGGCGCACAGAUUCUAUGUUGACUCAAGAAGCGGUGCUCUUUACUGCCAGAUGUGCGAUGACAUUGUCUGGGACCCCACCUUCGAAGAACUUAGGUUAAGGAAGAUGGGGACGGGCACGUUUUCCACAACCCGAAAGCGCAAGCAUGAAGAUAUGUUUGAGGCAUCAGACCCUGUUAGGGACAAUCCAACAUACAUCUCGUCCAACACAACGACGGCCUCAUGCAAGGCCAAUGGUCUGCGGGGAAUUUACAACGCAGGGGCUACCUGCUACCAAAACGUCGUCCUCCAGAGUUUCCUCCACAACCCCAUUUUGAGGAAUUUCUACCUUAGCGACGGGCAUCAGAGUAGCAACUGCGAUGUGCCGCACUGCCUGAGCUGUGCCAUGGACGACAUGUUCCAGGACUUCUACGCGUUGGAAAAUACCAAUGGGUACACGGCAGCUAACAUCCUCUCCGGGUUCUGGAUCAGCGAGAAGAAAGCGUUUGAAAACUUGGUCACGACAAAAGAACAGGACGCACACGAGUUUUUCCAGUUCCUUGCGGAGGAGCUGCACGAGCGCAACGGCGACGGCAAGAGGCCCGAAAUUGGCAGUGAGCAUAGCUGCGACUGUGUCAUCCAUCAAACGUAUUAUGGCAAGCUGCAGAGCACCACCACGUGCCAAAACUGCAACGGCGUCACCAACCAAGUCCAGAGUUUCCUGGAUCUCAGCCUACCACUGGAGAACUUGACCCAAAGAAGGGGUAAAAAGGGAUCAUCAAGGCCCGGCGGGAUGUUGACGCUGCAGGAGUGUCUAGACGAAGAAUAUAUCAAGUCGGACAAGUGCGAGUACCGUUGCAACAAUUGCAACUCAAUGCAGCAGGCGCGGCGGCAGACGUCGAUCAAGCGGCUACCGAAUGUACUGUCCAUUCAACUCAAGAGAUUCGAGUACAAGCAAGGGCGCAACGAGCGUGCCGCAAAGAUCGACACGCCUGUGCAGUUUCCCCUGCAACUCAACAUGCUUCCCUACACCAACCGGGGCCGCAGCCAAGAUGUCAGGGACAACUAUGAGCUGGCUCGGUCGUGCACGUAUGAUCUCCUCACUGUGGUGGUGCAUGUUGGCGAGAUUGACACUGGGCAUUACAUGUCGUAUUGUCGGGUUGGUGACCAAUGGUUUGCAUUCAAUGAUCACAAGGUAGAGUUAGCGCAAAAGUCGGAUGUGCUCAACUCCAAAGCAUAUCUGCUGUUCUAUAUCGUUAGAUCGUUGUCAUAAGGGAGCAACGCGAACCGGCAGAGGGAGGGCCGGCGUCUGGCUUUUAGUCAAGUUGUUAUAUAGAUCCUGGUCUGGAUUGGGAUGCCAUUGCGAGUGUAACGGAAGCAAAACAUGCGGAUCU
Molecule: messenger RNA, 2130 nt
Organism: Chaetomium strumarium
Lineage: Eukaryota; Fungi; Ascomycota; Sordariomycetes; Sordariales; Chaetomiaceae
Product: ubiquitin carboxyl-terminal hydrolase-like protein
Exons: 6
Coding region: 453-2009 (518 amino acids)
Biological process (GO): protein deubiquitination
Molecular function (GO): cysteine-type deubiquitinase activity
Source: RefSeq, a predicted model, not a curated record